UCUGUCUUGAAGUAUCAUUCACGGUCUCGGACUCUAUAUAUCUUGAUAACCGUACAAUCCACAAUGAAGAUCGCUGCCGUUCUUACCCUGGCCAUUGCCACUGUUCUCGCACUGCCCGAAUUGCUAGCCGAUGACUCCGCUGCGUUGGAGAAACGCUGUGGCACCGCCAAGCGCGACGAAAUCAACGUCGCAGUUCGGUCCGCCGUGAACACUGUCAAGCACAAGCGAGAGCUCACGGAGAUCGAUGUGGAUGAGAUUUCCGCCGCCCUCUACUCGUCUUGGUGCACUCCAUGAGUGCUCAAUCUAGUCACCAUUGACUGGGCUGCCUUGCAGAUGUUUGCGGAAGAAGGAUUGGGGAGCCUAUGGUCACGGACCUCAUGAUUUGAACAAGAGAUUAAGUGGGGAUCUGGAGUGGAAGGGGGUCGGAACAUUGGGAAUCCGGAUGCGCCUGUUACCUACCAUCUUUGCGAGGCGAUUAGAAGCUGCAGGCAUCAAUAUAACAGGGUGGUAGUUGAA
This is a messenger RNA of Aspergillus piperis CBS 112811, 516 nucleotides long. RefSeq lists its product as uncharacterized. The transcript is spliced from 2 exons. Bases 64 to 294 code for a protein of 76 amino acids. The record is from RefSeq and is a predicted model, not a curated record. Lineage: Eukaryota; Fungi; Ascomycota; Eurotiomycetes; Eurotiales; Aspergillaceae.